Molecule: messenger RNA, 1180 nt
Organism: Myripristis murdjan (pinecone soldierfish)
Lineage: Eukaryota; Metazoa; Chordata; Actinopteri; Holocentriformes; Holocentridae
Gene: hao1
Product: hydroxyacid oxidase (glycolate oxidase) 1
Exons: 8
Coding region: 1-1122 (373 amino acids)
Molecular function (GO): oxidoreductase activity; FMN binding
Source: RefSeq, a predicted model, not a curated record
AUGUCAGGGCACCGUGUGUGUGUAGGUGACUUUGAGGAGGAAGCCAGGAGAGUUCUUCCUAAAGCCAUUUAUGACUACUACUCCUCUGGGGCUGACGAGCAAAAAACACUGGCUGACAACACGGCUGCCUUCAACAGGUGGCGUUUUCUUCCUCGGAUGCUGAGGAAUGUGUCAAAGGUGGACCUGUCUGCCUCUCUGCUGGGCCAGAAGCUAAGCAUGCCAGUCUGUGUCGGAGCGACAGCCAUGCAGAGGAUGGCUCACCCGGAGGGAGAGACAGCUACGGCCAGAGCAUGUCAGGCAGCGGGGACAGGCAUGAUGCUGAGCUCCUGGGCCACCUCUACCAUAGAGGAAGUGAUGUCAGCCACCACAUCAUCACAGGGCAGCGCAGGUAUCAUGUGGCUGCAGCUAUACAUCUAUAAAGACAGAGAGCUUACGCUGUCAUUGGUCCGCCGGGCAGAAAAGGCGGGCUAUAAGGCUAUCUUUGUCACCGUGGAUACACCGUACCUGGGGAGGAGGUGGAAUGACAUGCGCAACUGCUUUAAACUUCCCUCACACCUGAGUAUGUCUAACUUCUCAACAGCCACACUGGCUUUCUCUGAGGGCGACUAUGGCAAUGACAGUGGACUGGCAGUUUAUGUUGCCAAGGCAAUAGACCCCAGCCUGUCCUGGGAUGACAUCACGUGGCUGAAGAAACACACUAAACUACCAUUGAUUGUCAAAGGAAUACUGACCGGUGAGGAUGCCAUCCAAGCCGUGAACUAUGGAGUUGAUGGCAUCCUGGUGUCCAAUCAUGGAGCUCGACAGCUGGACGGGGUUCCUGCCACACUGGAUGUGUUGGAGGAGGUGGUGAAUGCCGUCCAGGGUCGCUGUGAGGUCUAUAUGGAUGGAGGAGUGAGGCGCGGAACAGACGUCCUGAAGGCUUUAGCCCUGGGAGCCAAGGCUGUCUUCAUAGGACGACCCGUGUUAUGGGGCCUGGCCUGUCAGGGGGACAAGGGAGUCUCUGAGGUUCUGGAGCUUCUGAGAGAAGAGCUGCGACUGGCCAUGGCCCUGGCUGGUUGUCGCUCUCUAUCAGAAAUCAGCAGGUCUUUAGUGAGGAGAGUGAACGAAACCAGCAGAAUGUGACAAAGGAAUCAGCUGAAACCCCUUGUAGUCUGGUGGAGUUCACUGUCUUCUGUUUGGC